Messenger RNA from Caenorhabditis elegans, 1414 nucleotides. It is a transcript of the gene srh-183, whose product is annotated as Serpentine Receptor, class H. NCBI's taxonomy places the organism in Eukaryota, Metazoa, Nematoda, Chromadorea, Rhabditida, Rhabditidae. Bases 1 to 996 code for a protein of 331 amino acids. The transcript has 4 exons. The record is from RefSeq and is marked reviewed.
AUGGCUACCUGUCAAAAUACCCAAAACUUCCUGGACACUGACGAUUUUUAUUCUAUAUUUCUACAUAUUCUGACUAUAAUCGAGAUUCCCGUUCAUGGUUUUGGUGUAUAUAUAAUACUAGCCAAGACACCCACCAAAAUGAAAAGCGUCAAGGGAAACAUGCUACUUCUUCAUCUCGUAGGAGCUUGUGUAGAUGGUUAUAUAAGCUUUUUCACUUCUCCCGUACUAAAUUUGCCGGCAUGUUCUGGAUAUCCAUUAGGGGUUCUAACGAAACUUGGGGUUCCUACAGCGAUUCAGUUGUACUUUGGAAUUUCUUCAGUCGGCGUGAUAGUCGUUACGAUUCUAAUAUUCUUCGAAGAUCGUCACCAUCGACUUAUUAAUGGGCACGGCGGGAGGGGAUGGCGGAGGGCUUUAUAUAUAGCGGUGCAUUACACAAUCUCACUUACAUUUCCUAUACCGACAUAUCUGAACAUCCCAGAUCAGGAACUAGGGCUUGAGCUGACAAUAACGGAAGUCCCAUGCCUCCCACUUGAUGUCUUCAACCGUCCUGGAUACAUAAUCUUAUCAAUUGAUAACUCUAUUCCCUGCUUAUCCAUGAUUUUCAUGCUAUCACUGUUCAUUCCUCAAAUAAUCGUAUUUGUAAUUUCAAUAUCCUGGCACUUAUUCCGCACAACUUCCCAAUCAGCAGCUACCAGCCGGCUGCAAAAGCAAUUUUUCUUCGCAAUGUGCCUGCAAGUGUUCAUUCCAAUAUUUGUGCUAGCAUUUCCAGUGAUCUAUAUUAUUAUGUCCAUUGUGUUGGGUUAUUUUAAUCAAGCUGCAUCCAACCUUGCAAUUUGCACAAUAGCAUUUCAUGGUGUGCUCUCUACCGUCACCAUGCUUAUUGUACAUACACCUUAUCGGCAGGCGACACUUGAAAUAUUCCACUUGAGCUCUAAACGAGGAGCCAAUUCUCAACUGAUUUGGAAAACUGUGAACAGGUCUCAGCAGGAUAAUUGAAUAUUUUUAUUUCUAGAAUAUAUGUAUAGUAGUUUUGAACCGUGUAUUUUUGAACCCUGGUAUUUUGAUGUUUUUUUUAUUUAUUUUUCGUACUGGGAUUUAAAUAUAACGUGAUUUUUGUAUUCUCAAAUUAGUUGGUAAUAAUAUCGUAAGGUUAAGGAUGAUAAUUACAAAGAUACAUUGCCGCUGAGCAGUAUAAACAUGUAUAUCUAUAGUGUGAUCUAUAUUUGUAACUUGGUACAUAUGUAGGUGGCCUACUGUUUUUACGACACAGAGAAAAACCGAAAGACUUUAGGUUGCUAUGUACCAAGUUACAGAUAUAGAUUACACUAUAGAUAGGCAUCUUUUUUACCGCACAACAGUAAACAUUCAUAAAACAUUUGAACUUUUAUAGCAAUCAAUUGACAAAUAAAUAUAU